AGCUUGUUGUAAUGGCCAGCAUAGAGCACAUCAUUCGUCUAAGCGGAAGCGGCUCGUGCCUGUUGAUGGUGGUGCAUUCGUUGUCGUACAUAUUUUGUCCGCAGUAUUCGUUCUGGAGGUUGCUGCGUAAUUUGGCAGAUCUUGCAUUGUUCGGCGGCCUGGGUGUUGCCGGUAUGAUUGCAGAACUGUGGCCCCGAGACUCGAAAGCGCAUAAAGUCAUACGAGCUGUUCUGCCUUUCAUGACGUCGUUCAUUGGUCGUGCAGUCUUCUAUAUUGUUAUCGGGAUGCUAUGUAGCGGUAAUUACACGUACAAGUCGGUUCGGUCGGUGGGUGAAGGGGAGGAGGGAGAGGCUAGGAUGUUGAUGGUGUUGUUGGGAGAAAACGAUGGAGUGAAGGUCAACUCCGGAUUCUGGUCGUUCUUUUGCGUCCUCUCUGGUUUGUUCAUGAUCUCGACUGGUGCUCUGACUCUGUAUUACGCGAUUAAGUACAAGGGCUUGUCGUUCUUCACUACUUCUCCGCGGCAGAGGGAACUGUCGACUCCGAUGAUGAGCUCGACGGAGAGGGGAGGGACUAGGACUGAUGCAUCGGUGUUGGAAGAGGAAGCUCUACCGAUCCCCUUCGCUCCAUUUCCUCCAGAAGGGCGAACACCGACGGUUGAGGGAACAGUGCAAUGAGGAGCUUGGCUCUUCUUCUUCUGAAUACUUAUCAAUAAUUUCUGAGAUUGUUGUUGUUCUUUUCAUUCAUCCGGCUGUGCACGAUGGUCAUGCAUUAUUAUUACUAUUAUUUUGUAUGCAUCCAAUGUAGAUGAUGCUGCCAAUGAACCUGUAGUAGCGGUCGUUGCACUGAUAAAAUUGUUAUUGGAGAAAUCAGUGUCGAGUCUCUCGUCUCGAAAGCUAAGUUGUCAUUGCUCGAUGGAUAUCAUAUUUAUUAUACUAGUAGUACUACUGCUUCGUUGUCACGUAGUGGGAUACCGUCAAUUCUGUGGGAGGAGAUUUGCGAGCCUCUUUGCAAACUGUGAAGAGUGUUCGCAGAUCCUGAAUGCGUGUCAUCGACUUUGGAC
Molecule: messenger RNA, 1060 nt
Organism: Perkinsus marinus ATCC 50983
Lineage: Eukaryota; Perkinsozoa; Perkinsida; Perkinsidae
Exons: 8
Coding region: 12-674 (220 amino acids)
Source: RefSeq, a predicted model, not a curated record